AUGAGUGCUCUGAGGCUGCGAGCGUCGUCCUCGCUACUGCUGCUGUUGCUGCUGGGCGGCUGCCUCCUCGAGGUCGCAGGGAGAAACCAGGGGGCGGCCGGCAGCGCGGCCAAGUCUGCCCCGGGCCCCGCGGGCGGCUCCUCCGGCCGCUUCCUCAGCCCCGAGCGGCACGCGUGCAGCUGGCAGCUCCUGCCGCCCGUCCCAGGGCCCGCGGCGGGCAGCGAGCUGGCGCUGCGCUGCCAGGGCCCGGACGGGGCGCGCCAGCAGUGCGCCUACCGCGGGGAGCCCGGGCGCUGCGCGGUCUACACCGCCCGCCGCUCGCACUACUGGAAGCAGGUGCUUGGCGGGCUGCGCAGGAAGCGGCGGCCCUGCCAGGACCCGGCGCCGCUCAAGGCCCGCCUGUGCGCCGGCAAGAAGGGCCACGGCGCGGAGCUGCGCCUGGUGUCCCACGCGUCCCCAUUCGUCAGCCCCACGGCGGCGGGCGUCCCCCGGGAUGCCAAGCCCCGGGCCAGGAGCCGGGGACAGCCCCGAGAGCCCGGGCCCGGCCCCGCCGCAGGGGCCCCGGCUCCCCCGAGCGCGGCGCCCAAAGGGAAGCCCUCUGAGAAGACCAAAGGCGGCAAGAGGAAGGCGGCCUGGGACCCGGACGAGAAGAGACCCCUGGGGACCCGGUCCGAUCCCGAUGGGCUGGACGAGAACUCGAAGCUCACGGAGACCUACUGCGCAGAGAAGUGGCAUUCCCUCUGCAACUUCUUUGUCAAUUUCUGGAAUGGCUGA
This is a messenger RNA of Hippopotamus amphibius kiboko, 774 nucleotides long. RefSeq names its product fibroblast growth factor binding protein 3 (gene FGFBP3). Gene Ontology annotation, molecular function: growth factor binding. The transcript has a single exon. Bases 1 to 774 code for a protein of 257 amino acids. Gene Ontology annotation, biological process: cell-cell signaling. The record is from RefSeq and is a predicted model, not a curated record. Lineage: Eukaryota; Metazoa; Chordata; Mammalia; Artiodactyla; Hippopotamidae.